AUGGGACUUGGAUUGUCAUUAUUGGGAGGCUGUCCAAGCAUUGUAAGUAGAGCAAGUUGGGGUGCCAGGGCUUCCAGGAGCAAUAGUUAUCUUCCAAGUCAACCAGUUCAUUGGGUAUUCAUCCAUCAUGGAGAAAGCAGUGCCUGUCACAGCCAGAGCCAAUGUGCAGGAAUUGUGAGAAGCUACCAGAAUUACCACAUGGAUUCCCAUGGAUGGAGUGAUAUCGGUUACAGUUUCCUGGUUGGUGAAGAUGGUAAUGCCUAUGAAGGACGAGGAUGGGAUAGAAUUGGUGCACACACAGUUGGAUAUAAUUCCAAAGCUGUGGCCAUUUGUCUUAUUGGUAGUUUUGAUUCAGUUGUACCCAAUGCAGCAGCGCUAAAUACUGUCAAGAGACUUAUCCAGUGUGGCAUAGAUAAGGGAAAGAUAUCUAAAGAUUAUGUUCUACGUGGUCAUCGUGAUGUGAACCAGACCAGCUGUCCAGGAGAUGCUCUAUAUAAACUUAUCAGAACUUGGCCUCAUUAUUAA
Messenger RNA from Lottia gigantea (owl limpet), 525 nucleotides. RefSeq lists its product as hypothetical. Lineage: Eukaryota; Metazoa; Mollusca; Gastropoda; Lottiidae. Gene Ontology annotation, biological process: peptidoglycan catabolic process; innate immune response. Gene Ontology annotation, molecular function: N-acetylmuramoyl-L-alanine amidase activity; peptidoglycan binding; zinc ion binding. The record is from RefSeq and is a predicted model, not a curated record. The coding region runs from base 1 to 525 and encodes 174 amino acids. The transcript has 4 exons.